GUCCCGUCCCGUCCCGUCCCGCCCGGUCCCGCCGGGCAGCCGAAGCCGCUCGCCGGGGGAUGCCCCGGGGCUGAACGGGCUCCGGGGCUCCAUGGGCUGCACCGGCAGCGCCCUGCGCUGCUGCCCCGCCGGCGGCAAGAGACAGCUAAAAGCCCAGCAGCAGCGGGGACCGGCUUCCCAGGAGCUCACGGCCUUGAAGACAGAGAACGCCAAUGCCACCCUGUUGCCCGAGGAUGGGAAGGAGAAGGCAGCUCUGCGAGAGGAGCGGACGGAGAGCGCGAGAGUCCUCCAAGGCCAGGAGGAGGAGGAGGAGGAGGAGGAGGAGCGGCUGCGGGAUGCCGGCCGGGCAGGGACUGCCAGAAUCGCCCAGGACGUUAACAUCCAGGUGGAAAAGGGAAAAGACCUGGAGCUGGAGGAGCAGUUUGAUGCCCUGAGGAGAGAGCACAUGGAGACCCUGCAAGAGCUCCAGAGAGCGCAUGAGCAGGAGAAGCUGCUGCUGGCAGAGUCCCACCACAGGUCCCAGGCGGCCUUACAGGAGACAAUUCAGGCACUGAAUUCCCAGCUGAAGUCCUUCCAGGAGAGGAUGAAGCGGGUGGAGGAGUCGCUCUUGAGCACAGACUACAAGAAGCACAUCCAGGAGCAUGGGAGCCCCAGCCCCUUCUGGGAGCAGGAGCUGGAGAGCCUGCACUUUGUCAUCGAGAUGAAGAACGAGCACAUCCACGGCCUGGACAAGAAGCUGCUGAACCUGGAGACCGUGGUGGAGAAGAACCUACUGCUGGAAGAGAAGGUGAAGACUCUCCAGCAGGAGAACGAGGACCUGCAAGUUCGCACCCAGAACCACUUGGUCAUGGCGAGGCAGCUCUCAGAGGAGCUCCUGGCCGCCCGCGGGGCGCUGGAGAAGGAGUCGCAGCUGCGGGACCAGGCUCGCCGCGAGAAGGAGGAGCUGCUCUACCGGGUGCUUAAUGGGGGGGACGGGUCCCCCUUCCCCAUCGCUGCCGGCGAGGUGUCCCUCAUCGCCACGUAGCACGUCGCCGACCGGCACUGCGCGCUGCCGGGGGGGCUGUCGGGGCUUUCCUCCGGGUGCAUGAGCCCAGGGCUGCUCUCACGAGUGCCCCCGCUGCUGGGACAGGGCCCCGGGGUGGCCGAGCCCUCAGGGUGGCCCCGUCCAACCGGGGCGAUGGAGCAUUUCACAGGACACUUGCGCCUGCCUUUCCCCGGCCCAUGUGGGGCUGCAGGGGAACCCUAGCCACCCCCCCGCCCAUGCCAUCCCUGCACCCCUUCCUCUCCUGAGAGGCCUUCGGGGGUGUUCUGGGGGUAAAAGGGGUUGGCCAGGACACACAGACAUGCAUUGGGCUGGAUCCCACCCAGCGCUUGGCUCUGAGCAUAAGCAGCAUCAGUGCUGCCCAGGGGCAUGGAGGCCAGGAACACAAGGUGGUCACAAGGACAAGCACCGGGGGGAUGAGGAGGGCGCUGGGGACACGGUGGUGUUAAGGUACCUUGCUCCCUGGGGAGCAUCCCUAGGAAGUGCAUGGCCAAGGACAGGGCUAAGCCACGGAGGCUUUCACAGGGCAGGAGGGACGGGCGCAGACGGGUAAAUCCACCACCUCUGGCGCUGUCCCUGCCAAUGAUCACGUCAGCCUGUCCCAUUUUGGGGCUCGCCCUCCUCCUUAGGCUGCUCUGAGCGGAUGCCACUGACUCCUGCCAUUUCAAGGGAAAGCAGGGCUUCCCCUGCCCAGGACCUGCCUUUGCUCUCUGGGGAAGGGGCGCCAGGCAGGGCUCCCACCCAAUGCCCUCCUCUCCCCAUCGUCUCCUCCUUCUUCAGCAAACGGCUCCCAGGGAUUGCUCCUGCAGCCCAGGCGUGCCCCUGCUCACUGCCACAUGGACACCAAGCCCUCCUCGUCCCCGCUGCCCAUCAGCGGCACCAGCAGCUCCAUCCUCUCCCCCAAAGCCGGGCAGAGGCUGCAUGCCCGGAGGUGCACGUUCAGGGAGCAGAGCAUCCCCCCCAAGGGGGAGCGGGCUGCCAGCAGGUCACAUCCCUCCCUGCUCCCAGCCAGCACAUCCCCCUGGGGGAAGAUGCUGCCAACACGGCUGCGGGUCAGGGCUGGAUGCACACAAGCACUUUCCACUGGGUGCACGAGUGUGGUGGGACAGUCACUGCCCCGGGGGCUGGCACUGGCCUGUCCCCUCCCCAGGGCUGUUAGCCGGGGUGUGUAUGUGUGUGUGUGUGCGCGCACCAGGCCAACUGGCUGUAACAAUUACAAGCCUGUAAGGAGCAGCAGCCUCAAGAAUUCCUUGUCAGUGGUUUGAGGGACAUCUCACAGCAGGGCCACACGCUCCACACCUAGGGCAGAGGGAGGACGCGGAGGGGUGGGAGCAGGCACCACAAAGCCACAACAAGGGAGCUCCGCUGCCCGUCCCCCUUUUCCUGCUCCUUCCCUCGUUUCACUCAUUUCAAUGGGCUCCCAGCACAGGCAGGGCCACCGCAGCAGCCGCUUCCGUCCUUUGUGCUGAUCCUUGUCGGGAAAACAUCAGCUGAACAAGGUGGCCAGGAAGGCAACAGAGAGGCAGGGUCCAGCUCCCACCCAAGCACCUCCAUGGGGUGCCCAAUGGGUCAGACCAGUGUCCUCCCAGAGCACCCACUGCUCCAUGCAUCCCCACGGCUCUGGGAAGGGGUGAUGGGGCAGCCUCCGGCUUUGCACAGCAACCUCAGGGAUGUGGGGAGCGGGGGGACAACGACAUGCCAAGUGCUGUAGCAGCAAAGCAGGGAUCACAGGGCAGGUUUCUACCCCAGUAACUCCUGUCUAGCCAUAGUUGAAGGGAACAGGAUGGCUGGGCAAAGGGAGAUGAGGCUGGCAGGGUCGGGCAUCCCGUUCUGGGCACCUGGCACUGCAUCCCACACACCCCCUCCCCACAAAGGCAGAUCCUGCGUGGGACCUGGAGGAAUGCGCCCAGCCCUUGGACAGAGGAGGAGGGCUGGGAACCGAGGAGGAGGAAUAAACGAGUCCAGAAAAAAAAAAACAACUUGCCCACAGUAAGGAGGAAAAAGCCUGGCACAGGCAGUGCCUUGGGGGUCACAGGGGGACAAGGCAGAUGAGCCCUGCCCACCUCAGGGUGCCGAGGCAGCG
This is a messenger RNA of Chroicocephalus ridibundus (black-headed gull), 3125 nucleotides long. It is a transcript of the gene CCDC69, whose product is annotated as coiled-coil domain containing 69. Gene Ontology annotation, cellular component: nucleus; cytoplasm. The coding region runs from base 92 to 1024 and encodes 310 amino acids. The transcript has 9 exons. NCBI's taxonomy places the organism in Eukaryota, Metazoa, Chordata, Aves, Charadriiformes, Laridae. Gene Ontology annotation, molecular function: microtubule binding. The record is from RefSeq and is a predicted model, not a curated record.